Molecule: messenger RNA, 1758 nt
Organism: Emericellopsis cladophorae
Lineage: Eukaryota; Fungi; Ascomycota; Sordariomycetes; Hypocreales; Bionectriaceae
Product: NADP-dependent oxidoreductase domain-containing protein
Exons: 8
Coding region: 1-1758 (585 amino acids)
Source: RefSeq, a predicted model, not a curated record
AUGAAGAUGGACGUCGCGACCUUGAAAGGGCCCGGCGUUGCCAAGAGCGCCCAUGUCAACAUGAUGACCGACACCAUCAUCACCAACAUGUCGCCUGCCGGACUGCGCAUUAUCAUGAGGUCCCUACUGGCAGCCCAUCCCAGUGCGGUGUCAACCUUUGAGGCGGAAACGAGGAGAUACAUCACGGCCGCAAUGAUGACCAACUCCGACACCAAGACGAGUCCAACACCAGACAGCAAGAGCGGGCUGGAGACGCUCAAGACGCGGCUGCAGAGCAUCCGAUGUAUGAUUGGGUGCGGACUCUGUUUCCAGAGCCUGCCUUUGCUUGGCGAUCUCGCGAUUCAGGCUGUCCAGAUGUGUGUACCGACCUCCCAGGGCGACAAAGACGCCAUACCAAACGCACUCCGCGACGACUUUCUGGCGGCUGUCGAUGGCGAUGUUGUCCAGGCCGUGACCGCUAUAGAAAAGUCACUCGUUUCGGAUCGGGGGCGGAGCGCUCUGUCCAGCGACGACCGGGAAGCGGUUACGGGCCUACACCAGACCCUGCGCGACUGCCACGCCAUGACUGCCGAGCAAAGACUCGAGUUUCCCUACACGAGGGCGUUUCUCGCCACGGCCGGCAUGCUGGGUGAGAAAGCCAGUCUCCAGGACAAGGAGACCGCCGCGCCAGCAGAGGCCGCCACCGCCAACAACAGCGAUGGCCAUGGUAACGAAUACGAGACGUUUGCGCUCAACGGCCGACAACUGCCCCGUAUUUUCGCCGGGCUCUGGCAGCUGUCCAGCUCCGCAUGGGGUUCGGCGCCCACGUCGAAGAUCAUCUCACACCUCUCCUCCCACGUCACGAGCGGCCUCACUGCCUUUGACAUGGCCGACCACUAUGGUGACGCCGAGAUCCUGGUGGGCAUGUUUCUGUCUUCGAGUCCUCGUCGGGACAGAAUAUUCGCAGCGACAAAGCUCUGCGUCUUUCACCCCAUGACCGUGACGAAGGAUGCCAUCAAGGCCAACAUUACGGAGAGGUGUCGGAGACUCCAGUCGGAACGUCUCGAUCUGCUGCAAUUCCACUGGCAAGAUUACAAUGACGUGCAGUACCUCGACGCCCUCAAGUUCAUCGUAGAGGACGAGAGAGUGCCAACGCUGGGCCUGUGCAACUUUGACACGGAGCACCUUGAGAAGGUCAUCGCUGCCGGAUUCUCGCUAGUCGACUCCCGGCCCACCGCCUUGAUGGGCGCCGUCUGUGAGAAGCACGGCGUGAAGCUCCUAACGUACGGGACACUGUGUGGUGGUUUCCUGUCCGACAAGUGGGUCGGAAAGCCAGAGCCGGGCCUCUACGAGGAGUCCAUCACUCCCAGCCAACGCAAGUACCACGGCGUCAUACGUGCAUGGGGUGGCUGGUCCCUGUUCCAGCAGCUCCUGCAAGUUCUCGCCGCCAUCGCCACCAAGCAUGGUGUCAGUAUCUCCAACGUGGCGACCCGGUGGGUGCUUGACUUCCCCUACGUCGGUGCCGUCCUUGUCGGCACACGCGUAGGUAUUAGCGAGCACAUUGAGGAGAACGCGGCUAGCUUUGGCUGGUCCCUGGACAGGGAGGACAAGGCGCAGAUUGACGGGAUUCUGGCAGCCAUCAGCUUUGUCCUUGGCGACCUUGUUGGCUUUCUCAAUCGCCUCAUCUCUCAUCAGCUUGGCCCAAUUCCUGGCAGCUCGAUACGCUGCAGCGUCUUUCCGAAAGCUAGGUUCCUCUCCCGGAUUACGAGGCUCGAUUGA